Messenger RNA from Trichophyton benhamiae CBS 112371, 1137 nucleotides. RefSeq lists its product as uncharacterized. Bases 1 to 1137 code for a protein of 378 amino acids. The transcript has 7 exons. NCBI's taxonomy places the organism in Eukaryota, Fungi, Ascomycota, Eurotiomycetes, Onygenales, Arthrodermataceae. The record is from RefSeq and is a predicted model, not a curated record.
AUGGCCCUGGCAUCGCCUAUUGCUACCUCGCAUUUGACUGCAAGAGAUGAAGUUUUCCCUCAGUGUGCGACCGACUGCCAGAGCCAAGUCAUUGCCGAAGCUGGGACACAAUGCUCUGCCAAAGAUAUACCCUGUCUCUGUGCAGACGAGGCAUUCCAGGUGGCAAAGCAUCUCAGCUCACAGGCCUGUGGUAUCAUCACAAAACCGCGAUACACCGAAGUAGACGCGGGCACGCUUAUCCCUUUCCUAUUUGCUAGUUUCUUCUUCUCAGUUAGGAUCGCAUCUAAGGCGAUGCAUCUGGGAGGUGGAUGGGGUGCUGACGACUAUACCAUAUCUGUGGCAUAUGAUAGGGUGCUAACCACCUAUCUAGUGAUCCAUUAUGGCUUUGGCAAAAACAUAUGGGACGUUAUUCCACAGGAAGAUUUAACAAUAGCAUUCAAGGUCCAUCUUGUCCAGGUCCUCAAGGAAAUUAUUAUUGCACUCAAUGCGGCAAUUGGAAUUACAUGGAUACUAGUUGAUGCUUUCCACUGUGUCCCCGUCCAUCUAGCGUGGACCUCAUGGAAAAUGGAGGAGACAGGCACUUGCAUCAACUUCAUGACCUCAACCUAUGUCAACGGGUUCGUCAAUAUCGCUGUUGACACUGUCAUGGUAACUAUGCCAAUAUACGAGGUCGUCAAGCUGAAACUAUCCCGCCGUAAGAAGGUCGGGGUUGCAGUGAUGUUCGGAAUGGGUCUACUAUUGACGGCCAUUGGAAUUGCACGAGUGAUUAUCCUGUUCCAGCAUGAUCCCACUACAAACCCUACCUAUGAAAUGGCACCCCUAAACUACUGGUCCAUGAUCGAAUGCCAGAUAGCUAUUGUCUGCGCGUGCCUACCUGCCAUACGGACACUGCUCAUCCACUACGUUCCCGAAGUAUUUGGCCAAACCACCGAGGCUGCGUCUCAAAAACGAUUGAAUGCUUCUUCUACCGGCAACUCCAAGGGAGAGGAGUAUACCUCCAACUCCACCUUGGUCGAAUCCGGGGAUGGCUACAUUUCCAAGACCAUUUCAUAUUCGGUGAACACUACGAUAAAAUCCGAGAACAGCCCGACGGAGCCAUCCAUAAAUCUCGUCCAGGUUGAUCGAAGAAGAGUAUGA